CCGCCAGGACCGGCCCUCCCGGGGCGGUGCCGCGCAGGAGCGGCGGCCGAACGCCAUGGAGGGCGGCGGAGGCGCCUACGGGGCGGCCAAGGCCGGCGGUGCCUUCGACCUGGUCCGCUUCGUGCAGCAGCCGCAGGUGGUGGCGCGGAUCGUCAGCGCGGUCUUCGCCCUGAUCGUGUUCGCCUGCCUGGUCGGGGAUGGCUACAUGAGCCGGCCCGAGGACCCGCAGCUCUUCUGCAUCUUCAACCACAACGAGGACGCCUGUCGCUACGGCAUCGGCAUCGGCGUCCUCGCCUUCCUCGCCUGUAUCUUCUUCUUCAUGGUGGACGUGUAUUUCCCCCAGAUCAGCAACACUACGGACCGCAAGUACCUGGUCCUGGCCGACCUCGGCUUCUCAGGUCUCUGGACCUUCCUGUGGUUCAUCGGCUUCUGUUUCUUGACCAACCAGUGGUCCUGGACACGGGCUGAGGAUGUGUACAUCGGAGCGGACUCUGCCCGCGCUGCCAUCACCUUCAGCUUCUUCUCCAUCUUCUCCUGGGCACUCCUGCUCACCUUCGCUUACAAGAGGUACAAAAUGGGGGUGGAGGACUUUGCUCAAAGCUAUGCCGACCCCAGCCCGGGGGUUCCAACUCCCUACUCCAGCUAUCCCAACAUCAGCCAUGAGAGCUACCAGCAGCCGCCUUUCACGCACACAGCGGAGGCCCCGGAGGGCUAUCAGCCACCCCCGGUGUACUGAGCCCUAGCUGGCACCUGCGGGACGGCUGUACCAGUGCAAUUCCUUCCGCGGGGUGGGAGGGAGGGAUCUGCAACUUGGAGGGGGCAGUGGGGUGGGAGGGUGAUUGCUGCUUUGUUUGAAGGUGACUGGGCCUUUUCUUGGGGUGCAGGAGGGGCUUCUGCCUGGUCCCAGAGCUGAGAUCCUCAUUGGAGGGUCCAGAGCCUGGUGUGUGAUUUGGUGGGUGAUUUGGCACACGAUGAUUUACAGCUGCUGGGUGAGCAGUGCAGCUGCAGGAGGUUGGGUGUGCGGGCAGCCCUGGCACGUACAAGCCUCUGCUUUUGCUGUGCUGCCUUGGUGGUGGGCUGCAGUUCACACCCUGACCCUGGCCAGGCUCUGCCCCUGUGACUGCUGCCCUGGCCCGUCCUGUCUCCAGUGCCUUUCAGCCCUGCUGGCUGCAUUCCCCCAGAGCCAUCUCUCACUGCUGCAGCACAGCCAGGCCCAGCUCUGCCUGCGCUGCCUUCCUGUGCCUUCCUCCCGCGGUUGCUUCUGGGCCAGCUCUUGCCAAAGCCCCCCCUUCCCUUCUCUAACGCCGUGCUGUGCCUUCCCCGCGCCUGCACUAGAGCGGCUGGUGCAUGGCUGAUGCGGUUUGGGGUGUGUGGGAGUGGUGAGCACUGAGAUCCCUCAGCAGGGCCAUGGCUGAGGACAUCCUGGAGCACUUUCUUUCCCUUGUGUGCCUGCCCGAAUGCUGCUGCAAGGCUGAGCUCCUGCACCCUGCCCACGGCUCCUGCCUGCACUCCAGCCACACCAGGAGCCUGUGGGCCCUUGUCUCAGGUUGUGUUUGCUGCUGUGCUGUGGUAAAGCUGUUCCCAGCAGCCAUGUGGGCCAUCCCUGCUGGGGCCAGCGUUCAAGUAGUUGUUCACUGUAGGGUUGGAAUAAACUUUUUCACCAAGCCAA
Molecule: messenger RNA, 1669 nt
Organism: Haemorhous mexicanus (house finch)
Lineage: Eukaryota; Metazoa; Chordata; Aves; Passeriformes; Fringillidae
Gene: SYNGR2
Product: synaptogyrin 2
Exons: 4
Coding region: 56-736 (226 amino acids)
Cellular component (GO): synaptic vesicle membrane; neuromuscular junction
Source: RefSeq, a predicted model, not a curated record